GGUCGUGUCCAGUCGUGUCGAAUAACUGAGUCCACUGCGCAUUGCUUGCACCCGGUGAAUUUUCUCUCGAUAUAUACGAUCCAAGAUCCAAUAUCCAAUUAUCUUGGUACACUCCAAAUAUAAAGUAAAAUCAAAAAUGAUGAAUACAUUACGUCUCGUUGCACGACAAAAUGUCCAUCAGCUUCGGAAGUUUCACAAAUGUGUCACGUAUUGUCAAACUGAGGCAGCUGUCGCUGGUGAAAAAUUGUCAAUUCCAGUCCCUGAAGGGGUUGACAAACCAGUCAGUCCAAAAAUUGACAAACUUGCUAACGAUAUAUCAUCUCUAAAUCUCAUUGAGGUUGCGGAGCUCAGUGAUCUACUCAAAAAAAGACUCAAUCUCCCUGAUGCACCUGUCAUGCCUAUGGGUGGUUUUGUUGCUGCUAAGCCACAGGAUGCCGAUGAAGAUGCUGCUCCUCAGAUAGUCAAGACAUCAUUCACAGUGAAACUCGUCAAAUUUGAUGAAAAACAAAAAGUGGCACUAAUAAAAGAAAUCAAAAACCUUAUACCCGGGACGAAUUUAGUUCAGGCGAAGAAAUUUGUUGAAAGCGUACCAGUGGUGGUAAAAUCAGAUAUUCCGAAAGAUGAGUCAGAACAACUGAAAGAGGCGAUUACUAAAGUUGGUGGAGAGGUUGAAAUUUCAUAAGUGCACAACUGAAAAUGAAUGUGAUCGCUUGUUGAUUUAUUGGUACAUAUAAAAGAAAUGGAAUUAAUAAAAACGAAGCGUUUUUUUUUCGUUUGUAA
Messenger RNA from Venturia canescens, 780 nucleotides. It is a transcript of the gene mRpL12, whose product is annotated as mitochondrial ribosomal protein L12. Lineage: Eukaryota; Metazoa; Arthropoda; Insecta; Hymenoptera; Ichneumonidae. The record is from RefSeq and is a predicted model, not a curated record. Gene Ontology annotation, molecular function: structural constituent of ribosome; mRNA binding. The coding region runs from base 137 to 682 and encodes 181 amino acids. The transcript has 4 exons. Gene Ontology annotation, biological process: translation. Gene Ontology annotation, cellular component: mitochondrial large ribosomal subunit; ribosome.